This is a messenger RNA of Misgurnus anguillicaudatus (oriental weatherfish), 1515 nucleotides long. The record is from RefSeq and is a predicted model, not a curated record. Lineage: Eukaryota; Metazoa; Chordata; Actinopteri; Cypriniformes; Cobitidae.
CGUGACCCAGAUUAAACGGCAAAGUUUGUGACUCCAUCAUCUGCGGUUUAGAAAUGCCGAGCUGCAUAAAGUGUGUCUACAACAACAGAUAUGCACUGAAGGGUAUUUAUUUGCACGCAUAUGUAUAGUCUUCUAAAUAAGUUUAGUGUUAAUGGAGGUUAAACAAAAGUUAUUCGUGUGACUGCAACUUAGCAUGCUAACAGUGCUCCGAUGCACAUUGGUUAUGUUUCAAUCAGUUGCUUCGUGGAGCAGGGGCAGAUGCCAACAUGGAGUGUCCGAUCUUUUCAAAAUAUACUUGCCUGGAUGUUGUUUUUAAUAUCAUCGGAGUGGGCACGUUUUUGUUCGACGUGGGCUCGGAUCUGUGGGUGGCGACGGUGUUUUACACGCAUGGAAACUUUGUGUGGUUCGGGAUUAUGGUGGGAUUUAUGCUCAUAUCGUCUGUCAUCGUUCAGUUGUUUAGUUGGUUUUGGCUUCAGUAUGAUCGCGAUUUGAAGGACUUUGAUUCUCAAACGUCAGAUGGGAACAUAGUUCUGUUCGGCGGAGCAAAACGAGUCAAUCUCGCGCUUUUCCUCCACGUGUUUCAACUUGGUUUCUUCAUCAGGCACAUUUCAGUCAUCUGGCAAGGUUUUCGUGUGUGGCGGCAAGGGGGUAGUGGGUCCGAAUAUGCCGUUUAUCUUACUCAUGACCUCAGCAUGCUUCGCCUUAUCGAGACCUUCUGCGAGAGCGCACCACAGCUCACCCUCAUGAUGUACAUCAUGCUGCGAACAAACCACGCAAGGAUGGUUCAAUAUGUGAGUGUUAUCGCCUCCACAACUUCUAUAGCCUGGAUGGUCGUGGAUUAUCAUCGCUCACUUCGUUCUUUUCUUCCCGACAAGGACAAACAAGGCUGGAGUUCCUCUUUCAUUUACUUCCUCUGGAACCUCUUUCUGAUCGGUCCACGUGUGGCAUCUGUCGCUCUGUUUGCCUCUGUGCUUCCCUGGUCUAUUUUUGCUCACUUCCCGUUGUUGUGGAUCACCUUCGCGUUAUGGGCCUGGCAACAACGCACCGAUUUCAUGGACAGCGCUGCGGGAGAGUGUCUCUACCGGGCCACCAUAGGUGUUAUCUGGUACUUCAGCUGGUUUAAUGUGACUGAAGGCAACACCAGAGACAGAAGUAUCAUCUACCACUCAUUUAUGAUCGUAGACAGUGGCAUUCUUCUGCUUACGUGGUGGUGUUACAGAGAUCCGGAAGUGACCCAGUCAUACGCCCUCAUUCUUGUCGUUUCCAUCCCACUUGCCUAUGCCAUAGGAUUACUUAUUAAAGGUUUGUACUAUAGCUGCUUUCACCCCAAACUGUGGCGAUCGGAGGUUUCGGAGAAGGUUUUAGAUGACGUAUCUGAUGGGUUGGAGCCGUUCAAAGCCGUUCAAGCCGACUCUGCUUCUUUUCACAUUUCAAACACUAGGAUGGGCAAACAUGCUGCUAACUUCUACACAAUGAAGACCUUGUAAAUAAAUUAAACAUAUGGAUGUGAAGCAA